This is a messenger RNA of Momordica charantia (bitter melon), 861 nucleotides long. The record is from RefSeq and is a predicted model, not a curated record. Lineage: Eukaryota; Viridiplantae; Streptophyta; Magnoliopsida; Cucurbitales; Cucurbitaceae.
AUGGCGAUGGAGCUCUGUGCCUCCCAACCUAUUUCCCACCUUCCCGUUUUCUCCACUCUUCUCGCCGGAAACCCUCAGCUCCGUCCGAAGCACGCUCUUCCGAUCAAAAUGACCCUGCCUUCGCGCACUACUCGCACCCUCCUCCACUUCCGUUAUCGUGAUUAUGCUAUUUCGCUGCCAAGAGCAGCAGCCUCUGACGACUCAAAUGGAUAUAGUCCCUUAAUUACUGAAGAACGGGAUAGCGUGACAACCCUGGAAGAUUCUCCUUCUGCUUCUUCGGUCGCGUUGGAAGAUUCUCCUGCUGAGGAGCUCGCGUCCAGCGAGAUUGCGGCAUCUGAAGUACCUAAAGAAGAACCAGUUGAGGUUGCGCCCGUCGUAACGCUGGAAGAUUCUCCUUCUGCGGAAAAGAACGAAAUAGCGACAUCUGAAGAACCUAAAGAAGAACCAGUUGUGGGAUUACUUUACUUGCAGCUCGAGUCUGGUGAUACAUACAGUCUUGUCCUAUACGGUGCUGGUGCUUUUGUUGGCAUUUGGUUGGUUUCAGCCAUUGUUGGUGCUGUCGAUUCCAUCCCAUUGAUCCCCAAGUUGUUGGAAGUUGUGGGGCUUGGCUACACAGUUUGGUUCACAGCCCGCUUCUUGUUAUUCAAGGAAAGUAGAGAUGAAUUGGCUGCCAAGAUUGGUGAGGUAAAGGAGCAAGUUCUUGGUUUAGAUGACGACUGAUUUGGUCACCAAAUUUUUUCUUGUUAUACGUAGGUAGGUAGUUUACCUUYGCAUAGAUAGCUGGAUGUGCUGAUGAACAUAUAUGAUAUAGAUCAUUACAUUUGCUUUUCUAAUGGAAAAGUCAACAUUACAUUGAUAGAA